GGCGCCGUGUGACGUCAGGCGGCCCCGGAAGGGCGCGGGCCGGGAGCUGCCGCCGCCGCCGCCGCCGGGUCCCGUCCGGCCCCGUCCGGUCCCUCCUUAGACCCAGCCCCGCUCCCCGCCGCCAUGACGCUCGCCGUGUUCUUUGGCUGUACCUUCAUCGCCUUCGGGCCCGCCUUCAGCCUCUUCCUCUUCACCAUCGCCCGCGACCCCCUCCGCAUCAUCAUCCUCAUCGCGGGGGCAUUCUUCUGGCUGGUCUCACUGCUGCUCUCCUCCCUCAUCUGGUUCAUUGCUGUGAAGGUUAGCGACCCACGUGAUGAGCCACUGCAGAAGGGGCUCCUGAUCUUCGGGGUGAUGUUCUCUGUGCUGCUGCAGGAGGCGUUUCGCUUCCUCUACUACAAGCUCCUCAGGAAGGCCAUCGAGGGGCUGGUGGCCCUCAGUGAGGACGGCUGCUCCCCCAUUUCCAUCCAGCAAAUGGCAUAUGUGGCUGGUGUGGGCUUUGGGCUCAUGAGUGGCGCUUUCUCCAUGAUCAACCUCCUGGCAGACGCUCUGGGACCUGGCACCGUGGGCAUCCAUGGGGACUCUCAGCUCUAUUUCCUGACCUCAGCCUUCAUGACCAUGGUGCUGAUCUUCCUGCACACCUUCUGGGGCAUCCUCUUUUUCCACGGCUGUGAGAACCGACACUGGUGGGAGAUCCUGGCUGUCGUUGUCAUGCACCUGGCAGUUUCAGGAUCGACAUUUUUCAACCCGCUGUACGUAGGCAGCCUGGUGCCCUCCUACGUGCUGAUGGCCAUUGCUGCUGUCUGGGCUUACAUGUUGUCGGGGGGCUCUCUCCAGAACCUGCGCCGCUUCCUGCUCUGUGCACAGAGUGGAGCCAGCCCCCAGCCAGCAUCCUGAGGCCCUGCAGAUGUUUCCAUCCCCAGCUGCCCCUGCCCUCCCCUGUCAGCGGCAAGGUGGGCCGUUGCCUUUUCUGCAAUACAUUUUCUCCUGGAAUGGGGGACCCUGGCCAGCCCCAGCAGGGACAGACGCUGCCAUCUGGCUGCAGCAGCGGCGCUGUGACCGGCUUGCCCAUCUGCCCCUCUGGGGACAGCUCAGUCUGAGGGACUCAGCUCUGGCCCUGAGCUAUUACCUGGAAAGGGUACUUCCUUGGACUGCCGGAGACCUGAGCUCAAGAAGCCCCCUCACUUCUCCCCCUGGUACAGAAGAUACCCUGCAUUCCCCUGUGCCUACAGGGGACUCCAUGUCUCCUCCUCUCCUGGGAAGUGUUUUUGUGAGGUGCUGUUGGGGCCAGGACUGAAUGCUGUGGUGCUACUUUCUCCGUCUUGACUCACUGCACUGGGAGAUGCAGCCCCAGCACUGGACUGUAAUGAGCGUCCCAGGGUGGGUGGGUGGGUGGGAGCUAGCAUGGCAAGGUGAGGGGAUUAUGAGGAGGAACAGGGGCAGAUGGCAUCCACCAUCGUUGGUGGACAUGUAGCCAAGGGCUUGGGGUGAGCGGUGACUGCAGCUGGUGCUGGCACCGCCUGGGGAGGGGGGCUUGGGGCUGUUCAGGGGAUCACCGCCCUCUCCCUGAGUCAAAAGGGGAUUUUAAGGCAGGUACCUCCCUGUUAACCUGCUACAGGACAGGGAGGGCUGCCAAUGGGCUCAGGGCUGAGAGGCGGUUUUGUCCACAGUGGGCUUUUGUACCAAUAAAACAAGCACCAGAGGUGAGCAGAA
This is a messenger RNA of Coturnix japonica (Japanese quail), 1710 nucleotides long. Its product is annotated as gamma-secretase subunit Aph-1b-like. Gene Ontology annotation, cellular component: membrane. The record is from RefSeq and is a predicted model, not a curated record. Lineage: Eukaryota; Metazoa; Chordata; Aves; Galliformes; Phasianidae. Gene Ontology annotation, biological process: protein processing; positive regulation of catalytic activity.